GAAGGGCGAAUUGGAUGACAGCAAUAGCUUCAUAACCAUCAUCGCUGUUGGCUGGGUUGUACGGUAUUGGAAUAGCACGAAAGUGUAAAGAGGGACUUGUCAAUAGCUUUAACCAUACAUUUCUCUAUAGACUGACUACAGGACACCAUCACCUCUUUGAACCACCUCCAUUAUCGUCGAACCAUAUCUCUUGGAACAUUCUCUCUCCACACACACACACUCACACCAUAUAAACUUUACCAGCACGAAUAACGGAUUGGACCAACCAGAGGCUAACGUCCAACACUCGAGUCUGCUCUUACUCCUCUUCCUCUUGUUUUUCUUCUCCUCCCCUUCUUCUUCUUCACCAAUAUUGAUACCUUUGCCCUCCAUACCAAACAAGUUUCACAUUAUCUUUCGUGCCUCUUGCACCUCGACAUCACGUUGUACUCACCUGGCUGUAUUGUACAACUUAUCAAGAUAAGAUACGAUUACGGUGCGUGUCUGUUCCUCCGGUGGUGUGUAACUAUUUCAUUUCCUCAAGGCCUCUGUGCUGGUACCCUGUCCUGUCCAUGUAUAUACGUACCCAACAAUUCCAGAAUUGAUGAGACAGCGAUGUAAUUGUCAAUCAUCGGUACCGUGUACACCAAACUCGCUGUAUCUUGAUUCACUCCAAUCUGUUUCCCCUCACUGCACCACGCUUCGUUUUCUUUCCAGUCCCCCCUUUGCUUUAGCCCUUCCCCAUCUCUUCAUUUCACCGCGAUGCCAAACUUUCCAUGCUCACGACCAGGUACGCCCAACACAAUGCGUACAUCCUCCUCGAACUCUCAAACCCAAUGGCUUUGCUUUACUUUCCUUUACUUUUGCUUUGUCUCUGGCUGCUUUAACAUUCUCUUUCCUCCAUUGCCCACGUCGAUUUCACUCAUCAUGCAACACAGACCACUCAUCAGCCCCAAACUCUUCGCUUGUCGUUACCGAACCGGUCUGGCUCAAUUCAUCCAGCUUACUUACUGAUCAAAAGCAGCAGGAGCCCAGUCUUUCAACUUACAUUAUCUCUGGUACCCCAAAUAUCUUAUUUGGUCUACUUCCCUUUGACCUUCUUCGACCCUCCACAACUCAUCCCAAAUUUGUGUGGUCGAGUUUGUCAACAACGAAACACACAAUAAGAAUGAAUAAAUUAUCAAACCUCGGUCGCGAUAUGAGGCACUGGUCAGGCCCAGGAUUCGGCAUGUCGCGACAAAAUCAAAUGAAUGGCAUGUCCUCAAUGCCGCCUCACACAAAACCGACUCCUUCACCAGCGCUGGCACCAACCCCUGCGGACUCUACUAUCCACUAUUCAUUCAAUAUCCCCUUCGCUUCUGAUCUCGCCGGUCCAAAUACUGAGGAUAUUCUUUACGCCACGGCCAAUGCUGUGCUGAGAUGGACACAUCCCAAAGACGCGCCCGAUGACAUUCCUGUCUGGAAGUUACCGGUACACACCUCGAAUAUCGAAAUUCUCUCGAAACUUUGCGCAGCUAUUACCAAUGGACCUUUGCCUAUCUUGGCUGAUGUCGCUGUCACCACACCUAAACGUCCCACGGCCUCCCCUGCACAGGUUACAACCGUUACUCUUUCGGGAAGCCCGGAAUUGGUACACAAGAGCAGAGAAACGAUCUUAAAUGAUACCCCUAUCGCAUUGCGUUGUGCAGUCAUAGAUGUUGACGGAGACUUGAUUAUUGAUUCGGCGGUUCCAGGCUUGAGACAAUCUGUCGUUGAACAUUUGGACAAAGUUGCUGCGUUCUGCGGUGUUGAUAUAUUCAUACUAGGUCCAAAAUUUCCUUCGUUGGCUGAUGGACUCAGUAGCAAUGGUGAGGCUGGAAGAGAUCAACGCUGGAGAAUAGCAGUCUAUGGAGAUAUGGAGAGCGCUGAACAUGGCAAGACGAGAAUAUUGGUUUACAUUGACAGACUACUUGGUCGUGUAGCUGAUGUAGCAUCUCUCGAGCUGUCCCUCCACACUGUCAUUUGUGGACGAUCCCGAAAGAACAUCAAGAUGAUCGAAUCUUCUACUAACACGGCUAUCUAUUUCCCACCCCCCUUCUCCCAGGUUUACAAAUACUGUCCAGAGGGUGCUCAGCGACGAAACCCCGAAGAGAUCUUUAUUACUGGUGACCGAGCAGAAAACAUAGCCGCAGCCAAAAGCAGAAUCCACGAACUUGUUAGAAUGACGAGGCUCUUCAUGAAAGAUGCUCAUGUGACCGCCGCUAAGAUCGACAGCAUUCUCCUGACUAGAAUGGACAAGGUUCGUAAGAUCAUGGAGACAAACGGAACAUUCAUCCAGUUCCCAGCUCUUGCUUCUCAACGCAGCAUGAUCAGAAUCCAAGGAAUUGAAGGUCUCCACGUAGAACGAACAGUUCGGGAGCUCAUGCUGAUGGGAGUGCAAUUUUACAGCGCGUCGUGGUGGAUCCAACAGCCACCAAAUCAGCCACCUUUACAACCAGCUCCACCUCAAUUGAGGGCAAUGUUAGUAGAUAUCUGUUCAUAUUCCUCAGCGGAUGUGACAUACGACAAGCUACAAUGGACAAUAACUGGUUCCGACGAAGCUGUCAAAGACGCGUUGACUAUCAUUAGCAACAUCCCUUUGAACAAGCGAGGAUUCGCCUAUCAAAUUCGAGUCAAGCUUGAGCUCGCAAAUGAGCACAAGGAGUUUGUUAGUGGCAAGAAAAACGGAAAGAUUAACAAGAUCAUGGGCCAAAGUAACGUACAAAUUAUAUUUGACGGAUUCAAUGAGUACAACUUUAACAUUGAUGUUUGCGGAAACAAUUACGACCAAAUGGUUACCGGUCUUAACCUCGUUGAGCAAGAGAUGCCAGCCCAAAUAUCUUUCCAUGUUCCUGAUCAAUACCAUAAGCGCAUUAUCGGCAUUGGUGGUCAACACAUUCAAAGAAUCAUGAAAAAGCACUCGGUUUUUGUUAAAUUCUCCAACGUUAUGGACCGUGGUGGACCCAAUCGUGAGGAUGAUGAUAUCAAGGCCGACAAUGUCAUCUGCCGAACUCCAGCUCGUAAUGCUCAAAAUCUAGAGCUCGUGAAGGCUGAGAUCCUUGACAUGGUCGAUCGAGUUGAUUCAGAGUUCACUUCUCAGACUGUCAAUGUUGACCGAUUGUACCAUCGAGAGCUUUUGACUCGUCUUGACCAAAUUGAGGACUUGGAAAAGAAAUGGAACUGCAAAGUUCUCUUCCCAAGUACCGAGCAAGCUAGUGACGAUGUCACAAUCUCCGGACCAGAAUGGCAAGUUCCUCAUUGUGUUGAUGAGUUCCUUGGCAUGGUUCCAGAUAGUCAUGAGCUUGUUUUGGCUCGUACCCCGGAGCUCUUGGAAUUCUUGAGCUCCAAUGAGUUCAAGACAGAGAUGGUGCCAAAGCUCAAGUCUCAAUAUGUGGUCGAGGUCCAAGUUGAUGAAAAUUCCUCUGAACUUACUGAGGAUAGGAAACCAACAAUCAUUCUUCUCUGGACUUUUACCAGAAACAAUGCAGGCGGAGUUCGAGAUGCAAUCGAAUUCUUGUUCUCCAACAUUGCCGCAGCCGGUAUUGAAGUCACCACUGUCAAGGGAACAAUUCCUCGUCCCAAGUCUGACUCCUUUGAGGAAUCCUUACCAUUCUUCAAUUCUAAACUCUUACAGCAUGCUCCUGCACCAAUGGCAACUGAUUCACCAACCAAGUCUUCGUUUGGUGAUGAUGUUGCAAGGGAGAGGAGCAACAUUUUUGAUAAGCUUCGUAAACCUGGUAGCAUGUCGUCAAUUUCUUCAUUCUUGAAUGGCCGCAAGAACAGCUCACAAUCUCCCGCCGGUUCUUUCUUCAGGAACGGGUCUCGUAACGCAUCAAGGACAUCUUUGAUUUCCAUCGAGUCUACACGAAGCUUUAAUGCAGACCGUAAUCCAUGGAACGAUAGUGGUGUCAACUUGCCGGACGAUGACACCACACCAUGGCCAACCCGCCAAUUUGGAACUGGCAGUGGCAGUAGCCACGACAACAAGCAUCCACACGGGCAUCCGGGUGAUGCAACACCAAGACAUAGCAUGAGAGCUUCGACCGAUAGUGGUCGCCCUUCAACUUCUAAUUCUACAAACUCAGGAUACCCCGGUCCAAUUGGACCACCGCGUUCUUAAGAUAUCCACAAAACUAUUCCCUUAUUUCCUAGAUUGUCUUUAAGUAUGUCAAUUUCGACGUACACAAUGGCUGGAUAUAUACCCUGGCGCGCAAUACCCCAAAUACCACUUUUUUUUUUUUGCUGCUUUGAUUGUUUUUCAUCUCUCCUUAUUCCAAUUUGAUCUUUCUCUCUUUCUUUUCUGGGCUGUUUUGUUAUUUGUGUUGUUUGCGUUUACCGUGCUCCAACUUUUUUUGAGGUGAAGAGAAAAAGCAUGCGGGCGCUCUCAGAGACGAACAGAAGACAAGACAUUUAGAAGAUCUUUCUUGCGUGCUUGACUAUUCAUGGGAAUAUUAAGAGGAAAUACCUAUUUGCUUUUAGGGGCGUGGGAUUGAUUUUUUACUUUUCGUUUUGGUUGCUACAAUAUCCUCGACUUUGGUUGUUUUUCGCGUGCGAUUUGUUUGGUGGGUUAACAAACAGGUAACUGGGUACAUGGGAUUGUGAAUUGGAAGGUGAUUUGUGAUGAGGGGAUGAGAGAUGAGGGAUGAGGGAUGAGGGAUGAUUUUUACACUCUUUUUGUUUUGAGUUUGGAUGGAGGUAUGGGAAAGGAAGAGGCAAGGGAUAUGCGGGUGGUGGCUUAAGUGAAAUCGGAAAGCGGUUUGGUGGGUCGGCGAUUCUGCUACAAACAGACAGUCGUAAGGUUCCAAUUUGGGGAAUCUGGUAUGGAUCGAUGGUUUGGGCAUCAGAAUCAUUCGUUAUAUGUAUUUUGUGGGUGUAUGUUAUGAUACCCUAGAGAAGAAUUGUUGUAUGUUGAGAAUUUGAAAAGUUUGCGAGAAUUGAAGUUGAUUUGGAUAAUUAUGAUGCGAUGUGAUGUGACCUGAAACGAAUCGGAAGGACUACA
Molecule: messenger RNA, 4996 nt
Organism: Botrytis cinerea B05.10
Lineage: Eukaryota; Fungi; Ascomycota; Leotiomycetes; Helotiales; Sclerotiniaceae
Exons: 5
Coding region: 584-4117 (1177 amino acids)
Biological process (GO): nuclear division
Cellular component (GO): cytoplasm; nucleus
Molecular function (GO): mRNA binding
Source: RefSeq, a predicted model, not a curated record